AUGGAGUGUGUAGUCCUGGUGCCUACACUACCAUGCCCCUCACUGAUCCUCCUGCUCCUCCUGCUGCUCCUCCUGCUGCUCCUCCUGCUCCUCACUUAUCCUCCUUCUCCUCCUGCUGCUCCUCCUGCUCGUCACUUAUCCUCCUGCUCCUCCUGCUCCUCACUGAUCCUCCAGCCCCUCACUGAUCCUCCUGCUCCUUCUGCUCCUCACUGCUCCUUCUGCUCCUCACUGAUCCUCCUGCUCAUCCUGCUCCUCACUGAUCCUCCUGCUCCUCCUGCUCCUCCUGCUCCUCACUGA
Messenger RNA from Knipowitschia caucasica, 297 nucleotides. NCBI's taxonomy places the organism in Eukaryota, Metazoa, Chordata, Actinopteri, Gobiiformes, Gobiidae. The record is from the annotation of a GenBank genome assembly.